ACAAAUUUUCAGCAUUAUAAAUCAUACUUAUAAAUAUACUACUGGCCCAUUAACUUCAUACCAAACAAUGAAAACACAAACAAGUUUGUAUUAGACAAAUAUCAAAAAUAUGAGCCAAAACAUGUUCUGUAGUGAAGUCGAACUCGGCAAAUUUUUAAGCAGCAUAGAUAUCAUUCCAUAUGUUUUUAAUGUAGUUCGUAAACUGGCGGAAAAGAAUUCACCUUACGAACUUCACACCAGUCCUUAUGGGAUCAAAGUGUUGGCUUUCAACUAUAGCCUUGAUUAUACCACUCGAUUUGCUAAUGGUGAGUUCGAUUUAGUUUCAUCACAAAGUCAUGAAGUUGUUGACUUUAUCUCCACAAAAGUCAACCCUUCAUUCUUCAUUAACAAGGCUGCAGUUGAGUUGUUUAAGCAUGUCAAGAACAACUUAAAAGAGCUCAAAAAAGAGGAUUUAAAGAACCCGUUGGUCGUCACUGGAUGGGGUCUUGGGGGAUACCUUGCCAUUAUGACUACACUAUGGCUGCAAAGCACCAUGUAUGAAGAAGAAACCAAGCGUCCGAUUUGCAUAACUUUCGGGACACCCCUCAUUGGCGACGAAGCUCUUCGGCUUGCCAUCUCAGAAAGCCCGCAAUGGGAAUCUUGUUUUCUAAAUGUGGUUUCAAUGACAGAUUCUAUUGCUAGUUUUGUCCCAUCAAAAGGUAAAUACGAGCCGUUUGGUUCCUUCCUCUUUUGCACAGAAUUAGGCGGGCACGCGACUUUUAAGGAUCACGAAGCAAUCCUUGCGGUUCUAGAUGCCUUGGCGUUACCAAGGGAUGCUAACUUGAAAAAUCACAAUUACGAGAUCGAUUUGAGUUCAAUAAGAAAGAGGGUACUGCGUCGUGGGGUUUUUGAAUUAGGCGAAUACAAAUUGAAACCAAUGACCAAAGGAAUCAAUAUGCAGUUCAAGGAAAUUGGCGUGCUCGAUAAAAUAUCUAACGAUAUGAUUGUGAAAAUGGAGUUAAAACAAGAAAAGAUGAUAAAAAGCAAGAAAAAUACGUAUGAGCCUACGAAGAAGCUAAACGAUAUAAAGAUAAGCAUGACAUUCAUCGAAUGGUACAUAAAGACAAGGCAGUUAAAAGGGGGUUACUAUGAUUGCUACAAGAAGGAGCCAACUAGAGAUGAAAAGGAGGGCCAUCAAAAAAUCAUCAAAGAACAUCUCAAUUUGAACAAGUUUUGGGAGAAAUUUGUUAUGGAAAAGGAUCAAAAUCCACAAAAGGAAGGUGGUAAGUUGCGCAAGCGUUGGCUCUACAGUGGAAAUAACUACAGAAGGAUGAUCGAGCCGUUAGACAUAGCUAAACACUACGCAAAUGGGAAAACAGACUACCUUGCGAUCAGGUCUAAUCACUAUAAGUUGUUAGAGACUUGGUCGAAGGAAGAUAAAAAAGAUGUGGAUCCAAGUGCCGGAAGAAAUAAGGCUCCUAAUCUUAACGAGGAUUCUUGCUUUUGGGCCUACGUAGAGGAAGCGUUGAUAUCAUUGAACGAAUUGAAGAUGAGUGGAGCAAAUGGAGACGAUAUUGCGUGGAAAUUGAAGCCGUUUAUGGACUAUGUUAUGCGUGGCGUUAAUGAUUACUCGGUGUCACCGGAUAUAUUCUUGGAGGGAAGCAGUUUAAUGAAGUGGUGGAGUGAGUAUGAAGCGUACGCACAAGGUUUAUAUACCUCUGAGUUUGCUCAAUACAUGAACAAUGGUAGGUACGCGUCAUAUCAGUAGUUUCUAAGAGUUAUGGUCUCAAUGUCGCAUUUCGCAUGACUAUAUGGCAAUAAUGUGUACGUUAUGACUUUGCGUGUAAAAUUUACUUGUUUUGAUUCUGUUUUAUUAAAUAAUUUGUCAUGUGUGAUAUAGGAACUUGUUUUCCUUACACGAGAGUGUAUUUUUUUUUUUUUUUGGGUAAAGACGAGAGUGUAUUAUUCUUAAGGUUGGUAUUGUAUUUUAUUUUUAAGGUUAGUGUUGUAUUUAAUUUUUAAGGUUGGUGUAUGUAUGAUAAGUUGAUAA
Helianthus annuus (common sunflower) is the source of this 2029-nucleotide messenger RNA. RefSeq names its product senescence-associated carboxylesterase 101. The transcript is spliced from 3 exons. Gene Ontology annotation, biological process: defense response; lipid metabolic process. Gene Ontology annotation, molecular function: carboxylic ester hydrolase activity. Lineage: Eukaryota; Viridiplantae; Streptophyta; Magnoliopsida; Asterales; Asteraceae. The coding region runs from base 110 to 1747 and encodes 545 amino acids. The record is from RefSeq and is a predicted model, not a curated record.